CAAACACACACUCACGGCAUGGCAUCACGUCAAGGAGUUCUAGCUCUUCUCACCACGCUGCUUCUGCUGCCCACAGGAUCCCACUCUCAGCUGGAUGUGUGUGGUCAACCCCCCCUCAACACCCGCAUAGUCGGGGGUGAGGAUGCUCCAUCAGGGGCGUGGCCAUGGCAGGCCAGCCUGCAUCGCGGUGGCCACUUCUGUGGAGGAUCCCUCAUCAACAGCCAAUGGGUGCUGACCGCCGCCCACUGCUUCAGCAGCACCUCCACCUCAGGCCUGACGGUCUACCUCGGUCGACAGAGUCAAGAGGGCAGCAACCCCAACGAGGUUUCCAGGACUGUUUCUCAGAUCAUCAGGCACCCUGAUUACAAUAGCGACACCAAUGAUAACGACAUCGCCCUCCUCCGCCUCUCAUCCUCCGUCACCUUCACCAACUUCAUCCGGCCCGUCUGCUUGGCUGCUGACGGCAGUUCCUUCCACAGGGGCACCAGCAGCUGGGUCACUGGUUGGGGCACCCUCGAGUUUGGAGGUUCCUCACCAUCGAACCUUCAGGAAGUAGAAGUGCCUGUCACAGGAAACAGGAACUGCUUCUGCAAAUACCGUGUAGAGAGCAUCACCAUCACUGACAACAUGAUCUGUGCUGGACUGGAUGCGGGCGGGAAAGACUCCUGUCAGGGUGACUCAGGUGGUCCAAUUGUAAGCAAGCAGGGGGACAGGUGGAUCCAAUCUGGCAUCGUAAGUUUCGGUAUCGGCUGUGCUUUGGCUGAUUUCCCCGGAGUCUACGCACGCGUGUCUCGCUACCAGAGCUGGAUCAACACUCAGAUCACCAGCAACCAGCCGGGAUUCGUCACCUUCACCUCCAGUGGCACUGACAGUGACCUGACUGCCACCUGCUCUGGCCUACCUGACGUAACCACGACAACCACUACAACCACCACAACCACCACAACCACACCCGCCACCACUACACCACCACCUGUGCUGUGUGGUCGGGCCGCUCUGAACACUCGUCUGAUUGGUGGAUCUGACGUAACGGAGGGGGCGUGGCCAUGGAUGGCCAGUCUACACCUGAACGGAACGUUCGUGUGUGGAGGGACGCUGGUCUCUGAAACACUCGUCCUCACCUCCGCAAACUGCAUCUCCCGCUCUUCCACGCCUUCUGAUUGGACGGUGUUCCUGGGCCGCCACAGACAAAACGGCACCAACGCCAAUGAGGUGUCAGUGAGCGUGUCCAGCAUCAGCUCGAGCACCCUAUCAGGCGACAAUGUGGCCAUGCUGACGCUUAGUUCUGCGCCCACCCUAACCAACUUCAUCCAUCCGAUCUGUGUGGAGCGAGACGGAGGCUCUGUUGCCGCGGGAACCACCUGCUAUAUCACUGGCUGGGGCAACCCUCAGGCCUCUGGUGAGCAGCCGCUUCGAGAAGUGACCAAGACAGUGGUGGACUGUGGCAAUGCCUCUACCUCCUCUGGAGCUAUCUGUACCAACACACAGCAGUUUGAUGCGGAGCAUACGGGAAGCCCUCUGCAGUGCAAACAGGGUGACGUGUGGUUCCAAUACUCCGUGGUUGCCGUCAGCAACAGCGACACCUCCUCCAACUCCACUUCCUCCAGUUCCAAUUCCACCUCCUCCAACUCCACCUCCAGGAACCUCGGCGAAUCACAUCGCUCCACUGUGCAGGUCUUCACGCGGACGUCAGAGUUCAGUUCCUUCCUUGGGACUUUCACGUUCCCGAGCGCCACAGCUGCUACUACGACCACCACCACCACCACACCUGGAGCCAACAGCGGGGGGCACUCUACCAUCACUACCCUCCCUCUCCUCCUCCUCCCUCUCCUCAUCUUCAUCAGCCUGCAUCCCUCUGUCCUCUGAUCUCUCUUCUCCAUUCCUUUCCUCUCCCCUCCUCUCCUCUUAUCCUCCUCCUCCUUCUCACCAUCAUCACCCUGCAUUCCUCCCUUCUC
This is a messenger RNA of Engraulis encrasicolus (European anchovy), 1955 nucleotides long. RefSeq lists its product as uncharacterized. Bases 19 to 1866 code for a protein of 615 amino acids. NCBI's taxonomy places the organism in Eukaryota, Metazoa, Chordata, Actinopteri, Clupeiformes, Engraulidae. The record is from RefSeq and is a predicted model, not a curated record. The transcript is spliced from 10 exons. Gene Ontology annotation, biological process: proteolysis. Gene Ontology annotation, molecular function: serine-type endopeptidase activity.